CGUCGCUAUGGGGACGAGCUGAACGCAUCGCCCGAAGUACAGGCCCUUUGCCGAAAGUUGUGUAGAGCUACAUCAAGCGGCGGGCGCUCUCCUUCGUGCCUCCUUCGCGCGGCAUGGACCACUCGGUGAAGGCGAUGCACCGCAAGGCGGCCUUCUCGAGACUCCUCCGCGGCCGCCGCUUCGAGAACGCCGACCUGGAGCAGCUGUACCAGCGCUACACUUUCAAGCUGCAGCAGUCCUCGAUCGCCAGCGUCCUGGGACUGCUGGUGACGCUGAACGUGACGCUGGCAUCGAUCGACCUGGCCUACCGGCGCGGCUCGCCCUCCCUGCUGGGCCUUCUGCACCUGGUGCACGGCCUGCUCUUCCUGGGCGCCUUCAGCUUCAUGGCACUGCGCAGGCUCGAGGACUCGGCGCUGCUGGCGCUGUGUCACGGCGCGCUGGCGCUUGCCUCCACCUUCUCGCUCCUGUCCAUGCCGUGGUCGGUGGGCGACGGCUUCUGGCAGCUCAGGAGGGGCGCCCCGGCCGACGGGCUCUGGGAGCUGCUGUUCGUGCUCUUCCUCGCCUACACCAUGCUGCCGGUGCGCACCAGGGUCGCCCUGCUGCUGGGCGCCUCCCUGUGCGCCGUCCACACGCUGUGCGCCGUCUUCUGCGCCCACGUCCCGCCCGGACAGGACAGGACGGUACAGGUGAGACGACAACCCAAGCGACGAGCCAAUUUUGAAAGUUCAUUUGAGGGCCAUGCCGUGCUUCUGUCAUGUUUGCCAGCUAGCAGCCCCAAGGUGUGCGACUAG
This is a messenger RNA of Rhipicephalus sanguineus (brown dog tick), 791 nucleotides long. Its product is annotated as Ca(2+)/calmodulin-responsive adenylate cyclase-like. Lineage: Eukaryota; Metazoa; Arthropoda; Arachnida; Ixodida; Ixodidae. The coding region runs from base 114 to 791 and encodes 225 amino acids. Gene Ontology annotation, molecular function: adenylate cyclase activity. The record is from RefSeq and is a predicted model, not a curated record. The transcript has 2 exons. Gene Ontology annotation, biological process: adenylate cyclase-activating G protein-coupled receptor signaling pathway; cAMP biosynthetic process.